AUGAAACGACGUGCUUUAAAUAAGUUCAUGAUAAGUGCAGAGUUUCAUUUUAUCGCAACGUCUAUUUAUGGAAGCUCGUUGAGUUUAUUUAAUUUUGUACGACUGAAGAAGCUCAGAAAUAAGGAAGUAAAUACAACAAGUAAAUUUAUAAUCUUAAUCCACUGCCAUAAUGUAAAGCUUAACCCAAAUCCAAUAAAACUUGCCAGUAAAAAGAUGAGUAAAGGAGAAAAUCAUAAAAAAAAUUAA
Molecule: messenger RNA, 246 nt
Organism: Clunio marinus
Lineage: Eukaryota; Metazoa; Arthropoda; Insecta; Diptera; Chironomidae
Source: the annotation of a GenBank genome assembly